Molecule: messenger RNA, 1226 nt
Organism: Paramecium sonneborni
Lineage: Eukaryota; Ciliophora; Oligohymenophorea; Peniculida; Parameciidae
Source: the annotation of a GenBank genome assembly
AUGAUUUAAAAUCAUCCACUCGGUCCUAAAUCAGCAAUGGAAAAAUACUAUAUGGAGUAACAAUUACCACAGUAUUAAACAUUGGCACCUUAAUAAGCAUAGAAAAAGAAUCAUUCUUACUAUCAUGAUAAUGCAAAUAUUUGGAACAAUCAACAUUAAUCAAGUUCAAAUAUGAAAGUUUUUGCAAAGAUUUAAGAAUAGAAACUAAAAGGAGAAAAACGCAUAAGACAAUUACAAAAGUAAGAAUAGAGAGAUAAAUAAUUAUAUGAAAUGAGCAAGCAUAUAUAUUUUAAUCAAUAAAGACAUGAAGAUCAUUUGAGGAUGUAGACUCGUAAAUUAGAACGUGCAGGUUUAUAAAAUCUUAGUCAAUAAUAAUCAGAUAUUGAAGCAGAAUAGUUGUUGCUUAAAUAAAAUCAAUAUAAUACUACCUUAUAAGGAAGAGCUGAAUUCUUUUGGAAUAAAGUAGGUUAACAUUCUUAGAAACAUAUUAAAAUGUUAGUGAAUCCUAAGAUACUGGCUAUGGAAGAAGAGGCAGUGAAAUUGAUUGAAAAAAGAAUAGAGAAAGAACAAAUUGUUGAAUAAAUAAGAUGGGAUUUAAAAUAAGAGAAUAUGAAACUUAUUCGUAAACUUAAUGCUAAAAGACAAUAAGAGAAUGAUGAAAUUCAUUACAAAGCAGGAUUAUCACCAACUCAUAAAUAAGGAAUCUGUAAAACUACUCACAUUAAAAGACCAUCUCAUAUAUCUCGACCAUCUUUAGAUAUUGUUGAAUAAACUUUACAAUAAAUUGAAGAUAAGGAAGAUAAACAAUAAAGAACAAGUCGUCCAUUUACUGUUGAUAGUGAUAAACCAUCAUUUUCAUUUCAUGUAAGACCUCAAACUAGUAAUUAGAAUAGUCAAACAACAAAAAAUGUGCACAGUCUAGCCAAGUAAAUGUUUUAAGCAUAACAAGAUAAUAGUCACUUAGUGUUAAUAAGAAAUAAAACCUAAGGAUGGACAGAUCUGAGUUUAAGGGAUUGUAUCUAGCAUAAGCUUGUGAUGUUAGUGACAAUAAUUUUAGUAGAACCAUACGUUCCAAUUGUACCAUUCUAAAAGGAAUCUCGAAUUAAAAGACCAAAGCAAUAUAAAUUACUCAAAAUAAUAAAUCAAAUAAUUCACCUAAUGAAGAUGUUAACAAAAUGUUAGAUUCAUUUGAAGCCAAACUAUAGGAUAAAAAACUUUAUUAUUGA